UUAUUAUUAUUAUUUUAAACCAUGAGUGACCAAGCUGUUUCGAGCCAAGUACAUCGCGUUACUCGAGCAUGGUAUGUCUGAUCUGACUAUUGUCUAUUGAUACAGAAAAAAGUGAUUUGUGUAGAAGAAAGAAAGCCAAAUGUACUUUUCUUGAAGGCGAUGUCUGCCUAAAUUGUCAAGCUUACCAUCAAAAGUGUCAGUUCACAAGAACGGCCAAAAAGCGAGGUCCACAGAAAGGAUAUGCUGAAGAUCUUGAAGAACGUAUUCACACUAUGGAAACCAUGGUGCAACAAGCAAUACACCAAAAGAGUGUAUCACCCAAACUGAAGACUCACAAAAAGAAACAAGAUAUACUUUUAUCCAACAUUCUUGAAGAAUAUGGUGUAUUGGAUCCUAGACAAUGGCCAGAAGGCGUUACUUAUGACAGUAUACACUACUUGGGUGAUUCAGCAACACUCCAGUUCUUUUCAAACAAGCUCAAUUUGUCUGAUAAUAAACAAUGGCAAGGCCAUACAAUUAAGCGGUUUGGUGAUGGUAUUGUAUUGGCAGCAGAAGUCAAGAAUGAAAAACCAAGGAGUAAAAUACCAGUGUUUCAAUGGCCAAAGAAUAUCCAUGCAGCAGGUGAAGAUAUUCACAAGUACAUUUAUACAGUGACUGGACUAGAUCAAUAUACAACUGUGCGAUUGCUCAAGAUUUAUUUCUCUCAUAUUCAUCCAAUUCUACCUGUCAUUGACAAAACUGAGUUUCUGAAACAAUACCGAGACCGAGUCAAUACGUUUCCUUCAGGCGAAUUACUGAAUGCCAUGUUUGGUGCUGCUGCUCGUUUUGUCGAAUGUGAAAGCCUAGAGCCUGCAAGAAAAAGAAGGCUGCCUUCUGAUGCUGUUUGGGAUGUGCCUGUAGGAUGGUCGAAUCAAUUCUUUGAUCAAGCAGAAUACAUUAUUUCUAAAUGGUCCACUACACCUACUGUGUCUAUGAUUCAAGCCAUUGUUCUGAUUCUAAACCAUAGGGGUGAUCGAGACUCUAAAUCAUCUGCUUGUUGGCAAUUGGGAGGCUUUGCAAUACGAUUAGCCCAUUUAUUAGGUUUGCAUAGGAAUUGUGAUGAUUGGGAUGUACCAAGAAACGAAAAGGAAACUCGUAAAAGGAUUUGGUGGGCAUUAUAUAUCACCGAUAGAUUUCAGACAGCCAUUCUAGGGCGUCCUAUUAACCUGAGAGAUGAAGACAUCAAUGUAUCUUAUCCUGACUCAGGUGCAGAUAUAGAAGAAGUCAUGGAUGCUUAUGAAGCUGAUAAAGACAAAAUCAUACAUGCACACGUCUUUCCUCGCUUUCCUUCCCUGACGACUCCUUACAGCCUCAAUGAUAACCAUAAUCCUCGACCUCAAAUCUACGAACUUUUUGUUCAAUUCAUCAAACUCGCAGAGAUACUUGGCAGAGUAUUACAGGGCUUACAUACACCUAGAGCUAAAAAAUAUAGUUCAGAACACGGUAGCCAUGGUCUAGUGACACGACUUGAUUUUGAAUUGACAGCAUGGCGUUAUGCAUUUCCGGCAGCCUUGAAAAGCAUUCAACUGCCUGAUUUUAAUGAAGACACAGGCCAUUUUGCACCUGUGAUUGCGUCCAUGCUCUUGUUUUAUUUCAGUACGUUAGUCUUGCUGCACCAACCCUUUAUUUGUAAAACGCAAUCGCGAUCUUCUUGUACGUCUUUACAGAUCUGUACCAGUGCGGCCACUCGAGGCAUGCGUAUUGCGUCUGGAUUGACACUCAGGAAUUUUCUCAUGUGUCCUUAUUCCUUUACAUUGUAUCCCAUCAUGCAAUUUGGACUGAUUCACAUGUACAAUGGCAAGCAUCCUGAUCCACACGUAUCUAUGGCAGCCAAGCUUGAUUUAAAAAAGGGAACAGAACUCUUGCAAACACUACAACAUAUGUCCAAAACAGCUUAUCGACUCUACCAAGUCUUUAAGAGUAUUACAGAAAAUGCAGAUCUGCAUGCAGAAGAUGAUCAUGCCGAUAAAAGUUUAGCAGAUCAAGAAUCGCGUAUAGAAGAAAAGAUUCAUCGACACCAACAAACCAUGGCCUUGGUUGAGUCUAUCUUGCUGCAAAAACCAGAUCAUAGACUGUCCAAUGUGCAUCAAGAGGCCUUUACAUUAACUCAAUUUGGCUUUGAUACCACGAAUGAGACAAGUGCUUUAGAUUACAUCCUUCAGAAUCUAAAUACAUUAGAACCCACAGCAGAUAAUCAACCUCAAGAUCAUCAUGGUUUUCGAAAUGAUCCUAAUAAUGUCUUUUGGGAUUUACCUAUUAAUUUCGAUUGGGAUCAAUUGAGUGCAUGGAUGAACAAUGUGUCUCAAUAACUAAACAACUUUAUUAGAUUAAACUGUACAAUAGUA
This is a messenger RNA of Gilbertella persicaria, 2384 nucleotides long. RefSeq names its product fungal-specific transcription factor domain-containing protein. NCBI's taxonomy places the organism in Eukaryota, Fungi, Mucoromycota, Mucoromycetes, Mucorales, Choanephoraceae. Gene Ontology annotation, molecular function: DNA binding; zinc ion binding. The transcript is spliced from 6 exons. Gene Ontology annotation, biological process: DNA-templated transcription. The record is from RefSeq and is a predicted model, not a curated record. Bases 273 to 2348 code for a protein of 691 amino acids.